Macrosteles quadrilineatus (aster leafhopper) is the source of this 1616-nucleotide messenger RNA. Its product is annotated as GPI transamidase component PIG-T-like. Gene Ontology annotation, cellular component: GPI-anchor transamidase complex. The transcript is spliced from 8 exons. Gene Ontology annotation, biological process: attachment of GPI anchor to protein. NCBI's taxonomy places the organism in Eukaryota, Metazoa, Arthropoda, Insecta, Hemiptera, Cicadellidae. The annotation marks the transcript as partial. The record is from RefSeq and is a predicted model, not a curated record.
UUGUGAAGUGCUAGUUGUAAGUUGUAAGUGAUUUCGAUUUGUUUGUAGUUGUUUAGUUAAGUAUGUUGCCUCAGCAUAUGCUUAGUAAAUUUUCGUAUGGAGUAAUAAUAUUUCUGAUGUUAAAUUUAAUCAAAGCAACGACUUUUUGAUAUCACAAUGGGUAUGAAACUAAUAUUAUUUCUAGCUCACUAUUUUGUUGUGGUUUUAAGUCACGAAGCUAAUGACAAAUUUCAUGAAGAACUUCUGAUCAAACCUCUUGCAAGCGGACAUGUAUAUACAUACUUCCAAUUUACAACUUUAUGGCAGAAGCAACACCAUCAAAAUGCAUUUGACCAUUGCCACCUGUUCCCAAGGCCACUGGGUGAGUUGAUCGACAGAUUCAACAUAAGAGAACUGCAUAUCAGUCUGACUGGUGGCCUCUGGCGUCACGAGUCUUGGGGCUAUCCGGUUAAUGAUGCCCCUCCUGGCGCGGAGCUCUGGGUGUGGUUUAAACCUGGCACACAAGACGUGAACAAGAACUGGAAGGAAUUAAAUGGAGCAUUGUCAGGGUUGUUGUGUGCAUCGCUCAACUUUAUCGAUGCGUCCAACAGCAUGAGUCCGGAGAUGAGCUUCAGGCCGCUAGGAAUUGAUGACCCAACUCAACCAAGCAACUCCACGCUGCUGAGAUAUGGUACACUUCCCAGGGAAAUCGUCUGCACCGAAAACUUGACUCCUUGGAAAAAACUUCUCCCUUGUGAUUCUAAGAAAGGAUUGGCAACACUGUUGAAUGCAGGUUACAUUCACAAUACCAACUACCACUCUCUGGGAGUCCACUUUAGACCAGUCUGUCAGAAUAAGGAUUGCUCGGUGACUGGUCUAGAGUUGCGGCAGACAGUGUCUCUGGUGUACGACCUGGUCAUACUUGGUGGAUCCUCUCCCGAUUGGUCGGUCAGGAAGCUGUUUGGCAUCGGAUUGGCCGGCCCUUGCCCUCUGGCUGCCUCCAGCACCAUCUACAUAGACAUCACUGCCAAUCAGACAGGACAAAUGUUCCGACUGAACCCGCUGCCAGACAGAACAGUGACCAGUCUGCGAGGUGGCCACCAGACUGAGCUGGCUGUCUACAAUGUGGCUCGGCUGGACCCUGAAGGCAUGUUCAACAUUGCUCUGGUACAUGACAAACCUCGUGUGUUUGCUCAAAACAUUCCACCCGCCAUCUACGCCAACAGAUAUAUUGUCGGAUAUGGCCAGGAAUAUGGCGGCAUUGUGACCAAAAUCCACAAUCGCCAUUGGCAACCGAUUACAGUGAUUUUCUUGGAGAACAUUCCCUGGUUUGUGCCUAUAUAUCUUCACACUCUCCGAAUUGUGAGUCAGGGACGAACCAUCAAGCCUUUGGUGAAGCGCUACACACCAGGCAGAGAGCGCCAGAGACCCUACUACCUAGAGGUGAUGGUGGAGCUGCCAGCCAGGUCAGUCACAGAGGUGUCUGUACAGUUUGACUACGUGUUCCUCAAGUGGCAGGAGUAUCCACCAGACGCUAAUCACGGUUUCUACAUCAGCUCUGCGGUGAUCACUGCAUUACUGCCAGUCGCUCGUAACUACACAGGACUGCCUCAGGAUGGGACACUGCUCUCUUCUAG